AUGCUGACCGCUCAUUUUCCUCAUGGUUUGGCCCCGACUGAGAAGGUGACAGAUGUUCAUCGACCACAUGUUCUCGAUCCUCACUGGUUCCAUCAGAUGAGGAAACUUCAUUUGCUGAGCUGUUGUUAUUCAGGGCAUCUGAGAUGGCCGAGACUUCGUGCAGCUUAUCUGAAACUGGUGAUCAGAUGUGUGCUGCUGAUUAAAACGGCCGGGAAGCUUGGAGGAGGUGGUGUAGCAAUCUCUGCAGAGGUCGUACCCUACCUGCUCAACGCAGUCUUUGCAUCUGUAUCUAUCGCCGAUUAUAGGCCAACUCCAAUAUGGACGUUUGAGCUAGAAUUCCACAAUGGUAAAGGAUCCUCUCCAGAAGAAAAUGAAAAGUGGAAACUUUCCUUAUCAGCUUUUGAUGAGCCUGAUAACCAAAAUGUUGGAAUUAGAUAUGACAGCCAAGAGUAUCACUAUGUAACUGCUCUUGUUUCAUCUGUAAAGUCUCUCUUCUCAGCGCGUAUUCUUUUGGAAAUUGCUCCUCCAGAAAAUGAUCAAACUCCAAGCAUACUUUUGGAGUGUCCCCUGGAUGCAGACUCUGACAAACUCCACACUUGA
Molecule: messenger RNA, 600 nt
Organism: Striga asiatica
Lineage: Eukaryota; Viridiplantae; Streptophyta; Magnoliopsida; Lamiales; Orobanchaceae
Source: the annotation of a GenBank genome assembly